AUGGAUCUCCUCCACCUGACUCUAGUCUUCAUUAUCUGUGCUGUGACUAGCUGCUCCCGUGAUGAAAGUUGUUGCCCAAAAGGAGCUCAGAUCGAUCGAGACCGAUUGCACUGUUACUGGAUGUCAGCAUCUGCACUGAGCUGGCAAGCAGCAAGGAUGGAAUGUCAGAAAACAGACAGAGGAGAUCUCGCCGUGGUGGACCAACCCGGCGUUCAGAAGUUUAUAGAAGAUUCAUUUCUGCUAGAAACCCCUGAAUUGGUUUGGCUAAGAAAUGGACUCUUACGUCCUUUGGGUGACCCGACUCAUGGUGUGGAAGAGCGAGGAACUUGUUCUCAGAUGUCUCUUGGUACGGGAUACUGGACAAGCAGCCCAUGUGACCAAAAGCACCGCUUUAUCUGUGGGAAAGAGAUACCAGCGUCUUUGCCGUUGGACAGCUAUGUCAUUGGAGUGGCGUUAAUGUCGGGCGUAUACACACACUCCCAGUUGCACCCACUGCCUUCACCACCAGACUUAGACCAACAGAGAGCUGAGAUGAUGCUGUUCCCAGGAAUAUGGGUGAGUCAUGGAGGCCAGGUGCUUUCUGUAGAACUGGUGGUUCAGCCCAGUCAGCAGCUCACCGCAGCUAAAGUUCAGAUUUUACGACCGUACUGCAGCCCGAGCCAUCACUUAGUGCCCCCAGGCUGCCGCUCUAUCCUCAACCCGUUCACCUGCUGCUCGGUGAAACCUCUGUGUAACACCACCGGGGGUUGUUCAAGUGGGCAGUACUGGUGCCAUCUGGUGGAAAGCUGCCUGCCAGUCACCAGCCCUUGCAGCCCUUAUCACUCAUCUGCUAAUGGACACGUCUUCACUCUGCCACCUCGCUACACUGCAUUGACUCCUUUCUACCACAUGGUGGCAGACAUAGCAUUGGAAAUACCUUCAGCUUCUGAGCCGGUCCACAUCGAUGUCAGGUUUAAAGGAAAAAAAAUCCCGGUGUUUCCUGAUGAUAUUCUUGCCAUUCAGCACAGUAGAAAAUCUGGAGAGUUCCUGCACUGCACCAGCGGCUCGGACUCUGUCUGGCGCCAAAGCUACAUCUCCAUUCCUGGACCUGAGUGGGGCGGCUGGGUGGACGUCGCAUUGUCCUCUCUGACAGAGGGAGGCCACUGGCUUGACAACAUGUCUUGCGACCUGCGUCUGAUCUAUCAAGACCCUGGACAUCUUAAUGGUGUUGGGAAAGUCACCCAGAACGAACCCAGUACAGAAGUGAGCAUGCCUGGCAACAUUCUGAUCCCCGCUCAGACCCCAGUGACCGGAAUGCACAUUCUCUAUCCUGUACUGGACAAAGAUAACCGAAUACAUUUAGCAGUAAAUGUCCAGACUCUCUUUAUUAUCAAGAUUCUUUCAGGAAGUAACGCGACAAGCUCAUGGUCUGGCCUCGUGUCCAGGACAGAGGUUCCAUUCCUAAAGUCCUGUCCAGAAGAGAUCCCUGAAAUGAUCAGAGUUUGUAAAAGGGAUUCGGCUGAUACAUGGUUCUCUUAUGCACCCAUCAUGGCUACUAGUCAAGGGGAACACACUCUGGAUGUUACAGCGUCAAACCAGCUGAACUCACAGAGGCUUAGUGUGAAGAUUCAAGCUCACGUUAUUAUCACAGGACUGAGAAUACAACCGCAAGGAUUUCAUAGAGUUCUAGUGAACAUACCUCAGAUGUUCACCACAGCAGUAGCCACUGGAUCAUCUGUGAAGUACACCUGGGUCAUUGAUGAUCUCAUCCAGUUUGCUCACACUGGAGAUGCGUACAGCAUCACUUUCAACAAACCUGCAGAGUACACGCUCAAAGUAAAUGCAGAGAAUCCUGUCAGCACUCAGUACAUGGAGGUCAAACUCACGGCCGAUGUGAUGACCCCAUUAGCCGACCUCGCAUUACUCUCCGAGACGGUGGCUGUUGCUGUAAACACCUCAAGCGUCUUCACCGUUCAAGUGAAACUGGAUGUUUCUAUCGGUGUCACAAUAAGGUGGGAUUUUGGUGACCAUUCGAGCUGCGUUGAUCAUACGUUCAUCGCUCCGUUAGAAAAAAACAAUGUACCUUUGGAUCAGACUGCGACACAGGUUUACCUGCAGGACGCUGCACAUCAUAUCUACACAACACCUGGUGACUACACACUGAGGAUACAAGCCCAAAAUAAAUACGAUUUUAUCCAAACUGCUGUGCUACAUAAAGUAAGAUCUCCGCUGACCAAACUGCUAGUCAUAUCAAAGCCUGCUUCCCCUAAAAUCAACCAAACUAUUCUUUUUGAAGCCUCAUCACAGCCGUCUUCACAUGGAAUAGUGUACACGUGGAAUUUUGGAGAUGGCUUUCCAGAGGUUGAAGGACCUCACAAGACAAUCAGGCACGCUUUCAAGAAAGCCGGUGUCUUCAAUGUUUCUGUGAUUUCCGACAACACCCUUUCAAAGCUGAAUUCCUGGAUGGUAGUAGAAGUUUUUGAAAUGAUCUCCGGUGUCCACCUGGGGUCUAAUAGCCCAAGUGAACUUAAUUCAAUCAUUAAAAUCAGUGGAGGUGUAUCUACAGGUACCAGUCUCAGGUGGACCUUCGAUCUUGGUGAUGGGACUGUGUUUAAAGACCUUAAGAAAAACUCGAUCUCUUACGUUUAUAGGUCUGUAGGAAACUAUACCGUCCAAGCUAUGGUUUGGAAUGAGGUGAGUAGCGAGAGAGAGGCUAUUGAUGUAGAAAUUUAUCAACUUGCUGUUUUGGGAAUCCUGCCCCUGGAGUGCGUCGUGAGUGGAAAGGAAGUGACUCUUCAAGCGCUUGUGAGAGGGAAUGUUUCUCAUCUAGCCUUUUAUUGGCGUUUCGGAGAUAGUAAAGACGUGUCCGUGAAGAACGGAAUCGCAACUGUUGCUCAUACGUUCUCAGGUACUGGGAAUUACCUCAUUGGCGUGACCAUUCAGAGCCAAGCAGGAUCUGCAGACUAUCAGUCGAAUCUAUGUGUUGAGAACUCGAUUACAGAUUUGAACCUUCACUCUUCUUUAAAUGUUGCAGCAUUGGGCAAAGAGAUAUGUUUUGAUGUGUCAGUGCUUCCAGCCGGUGGGGAAAACUACCAAUUUCACUGGUAUAACAGCUCUUUCUGCGAUUGUCCUGUCAACGGGACGUCACAUCACUGCUUCAUUUUUUUUCAAGAAGGCAAGCAUGAGAUUACGGUAAUGGCACAGAACCAGGUCAGCAAGAAAACUGCCUCGACAACCAUUUUAGUCCAAAGACCUUUAUCUGUACGACACAAUGGGGAAUUAGACGUGUUAACCGUGAAUCAGACGUAUUACUUUUGGACUGAGCCUAGCAAGAAUAAUGCUGCUAUCGAAUGGGACUUUGGUGAUGGUUCGUUGAAGAGCAGAGGCCAAAAUGUGUCACACAAUUUCACAUCAGCUGGUCAGUAUCACAUCAGUGCUUCAGUUCUCAAUGCAGUUAGCAAAGAGAUCAUAAAGGUCGAUGUACAAGUCCAGGUUCCUAUAUCUAAUAUAAGAAUUCAUACCAACCGGCCAUUUGCUGAAGCAGGACAAGAAGCAGUUUUCACAAUUUCAAGCGAUGUCAUGGAGAAUGUUAAAUUCUACUGGAUGAUAGACUCCAUGACUUUUUCAGAACUUGGAACAUCAGAGUACAGAUAUGUCUUUCCUAAAGCAGGCAUCUUUCAAAUCCGUGUCACAGCACAGAAUCCAGUCAGUAAAGUCGAAACCUCAUUAACAAUCGAGGUGGUAGAGAGAAUACAAGGUGUCCGAAUUAUGAGCCUGAAAUCUGCAAGCUAUAUCCCAACAAACGAGACUGUUACUCUGGUUGCUUCUGUAAGCCGUGGUACUAGCUUGACAUAUCAGUGGUUAGCUAAUCAAGCUGAAGUUAAUGACCUAGUCGGUGUUGGGGAACAUUUUCAGUUCUAUACAAUCCACCCGGGUAAUGUGUCUGUCAGGCUUAUAGUUGCUAAUGUUCUUGGUAAAGUGCAUAGCGAUUUUUCUCUGAGGGCAGUUGAGCGUGUAUCUGAGGUAAAUAUCCCAUUAUCGAAUGUGGUAGCAAAAGGAAAACCCGUUAGCAUAGCAGUGGAGAUUAAAACCGGGACGGAUCUUCAGUAUACUUGGUUUUUGGACACAAAUUUAUCAUCUGUGACAACAGACGUACCUUUUGUCCUUCAUGUUUUUAAUACUGUUGGGGUUUUUAAGCUAAGAGUGUCAGUAGGAAAUGUUUUGGGCUCAGUCAAUGCCACUAAACAACUCAUGAUACAGGAACCCGUUUCAGAGAUCGAUUUUGACAUAAAUGGACAAUCACAUCCCUACUUUGUUUCAUCAAACAGUCCCUUGACGUUCCAUGGAUCCGCUCGAAAAGGAAGCGAUGUACACUGGGAGUGGACGGCCAGGUCUGUGGAAGGAAGUGCAGUUGUUUUAGAUAAAAAUCAAAUAAUUAGCUAUUUGUUUAUGGAUGCAGGAGAUCACAGAGUAACCCUAAACGUCUCAAAUGAGAUUAGCUGGCAGUCUGUGUCGCAUGUUGUAACGGUGCAAGAUGCCAUUCGAGGUUUCAGUCUAAGAGCCAGUGAUGUCAUCGUCUGUGAGAAUGACCCAGUCACUUUUACACCAUCUAUCACUCAGGGAAGCGGAGUUUCAUUCCUUCUGGAAUUUCCAGAAGGCAAUACGUCUCUGGAAGAUCAAGAGGAUUUUACUACCUCAUCUAUUCCUCUUGGCAAUCACACCAUUAAAGCAAUUGCUAAGAAUCUUGUUAGCAUUUUAUCAGUAAACAUCACCAUAAGGGUGGUACAAGGACUUAAAGGUCUUCACUUGGUUGAUUGCUGCUCUUCUGUUUUGGAAGCCUCAAAACCUGUCCAUUUCAAAGCAUCCGUAAAUUCAGGAUCUAAGGUCAUUUACAGAUGGAAUUUCCACUUAGAUGGCUUGAGAACCUCACAACAGACUGGUCAAAGUGUCCUGUAUUCUCCAUUUAGCAACGGAACUCUGACUGUGAUGGUAGAAGCGAAGACUGACUUCUGUUCCCAGUCCAUCACAGAGACAGCACUAGUUCAGCAGCCGGUGAAAAACGUGACACUUUCCAUCUUAUCUGAGGGACCUUUUGUGAAUCACAGCGUCACUUUUUUCGCCCUCGUCGAUGGUGGCAGUGACCUCGCGAUCAAGUGGAGCUUUGGUGACGAGAUCCGACUUACAAAAUCUAACAAGGAAGUCUACAAAUAUAAGGUUGAUGGCAAAUUUAUGGUCCAGGUAACUGUUUUCAAUAACAUCAGCCAAGUUUCUGCACAUUUUCCGGUUCUGGUAAGGAAACUGAAAUGCAUCCAGCCACGCGUCGCCCUCGUCCAAGAACAGGCAAGAAUCCUGAAAUCUCAGCCAAAUUAUUUCGAAGCAAGCGUGGAUCUAAACGGUUGCACUUCUUACAAGACAAACUACCUCUGGGAGAUCUUUAGAGACCCAGAUUGCACUGAAAGGAAAGUCUUUUUACAUGCAUCGGUAGAUGUUACCAAACCGCUUCUGGCUAUUUCAAAGAACACACUAGAAGUUGGAGACUACUGCGUGAAGUUUUCUACUUGGUUUGAAGGAACGCCAUUACGGCAUCACAAGACUGGCGGGUUUUCUGUAGGGAACAGUCCAUUGGUUCCUCUGAUUAAAGGUGGCUCAAUUAAAGUUUGGUCAAACCAGAAAGACCUUGUGCUGGAUGGAAGUGAGUCAUUUGAUCCUGACGCUACGAUUCCAGAGGUUGAUCUGUUGGAAUUUCAAUGGAAUAUUAUUAUGGAGCAGAACACCAGUUCAACUCAAUAUCCAGCAUCCUUUAUCAACAAUUAUUCCAUACACUGUAACGAAAGUAAGCUUAUUCUGCCCAGACAUCUACUAGAGCCAGAGAGAGUAUACAAGUUCACACUGACAAUUCACAAGCAUGCGAGAUUACCUGUCUCUACUGUCCAGCAUGUUCAAGUGCUUGACACAGAAGUGCUACCCGUCACCGUGAAGUGUGUAUCCUGCAGAUUGGUGUUUUCUUCUGCUGUCAGUUACAGCCAUCCUGUCGCUUUAGCCGGAGCUUGUUCUCUGUGCAAUGGCACUCUUCAGUAUAAAUGGACUGCUAAAACCACAAAGGGAGAAACUUUACUUCUAAAUGAAGUCACAACUUCGACAGGACAUGGAUCUUCAGAUCUUGUCAUCAGACCCAAUGUGCUAAAACCUGGAUUUGAGUAUAUAUUCAGCCUUAAUGUAUCUCAACCAGCUACAGGAUUGUGGGGAUCAGCGAGCUUUGCUUUAACCCAAAAUCGCCCACCUGAGGGGGGCAUGUGCACAUUGUCUCCAGAGGAUUCAGUUCAACUUCUGCAAAAUGUAGUUUCGUUUAACUGCUCAGGCUGGGUGGAUGAAGACAAUAUCUCCGCUCAGAUGAUCUACGCUCUUCAGAUAGCACAAUGCCAAAGCACAGAAACAGAGUGUCCUUUGAUAACCCUAUACCGAGGCAUACGGAGUGCAUUUGGUACUCUGGUACCCAUGGGCAGUACAAGACCAGGCCACAAUGCCUCCAUUCUCACUGUAAUGGUGACUGUCGAGGACAACAUGGGAGCCAAAAUCACUGCUGUAAAAAGGAAUCUGGUAGUCAUGGUACCGGUCAGGGACCAAGACAUGAUGGAAUGGUUGAAGAACAAGAGUCAGGAGGAACUGUGGGAUUUGGUGAAACAAGGGAACCCUCAGGAUGUUAUAUCAUAUGCCAUGGCGAUGAGCAGCCAGCUCAAUCAGAUACAAGCAACCAGCAUGCAGGAGUUAAAAGACAAAGUCCAGAUGCGAGGCAAUGUGACCCAGGCCUUGGCUUCUCUCUCGGUGUCCUCGCUCCAGGAUGCAUCACAGAUCAGCUCGGCUUUGGCUCAUUCCACUGCCGUUACGUCUGAGAUGCAGUGUGGAGACUGUAACUCGCAAGUUGUGGAGGCCGUGGGGAAGAUGAUCGGUGUAAUCAGAGAGCAAACCAGACAAGGAGAUCUCACUCCUAUAGACACUGGAAGGAAUAUUCUCAAUGUUUUAAGUACCUCGAUGACUGUAAAGAAUCCGGUAGAUGCUUUAGGAUCGCUCUUGCAUGGCCCCAAACACCACGACACUGCAGUAUCGGCCUUAUACCAGGUUGGACAGCUGAUGCGUAGCCUAAUGUGGUCACGGAUGCCUGGCGAGGAAGCUCUUCUCCUCCAAAGUCCACGAAUCAAUGCAACAGGCAAACGCGGAGACCCCGCUUCAGACCUCCUGUGUACAGACCCAUCCAGUUCAUGCCAGUUUUACAUCCCUUCGAAUCUGAGCUCACGACUGAGGGCCGAAAACCAGGAGGUGGUUCAGAUCGUUCUGGUUCUGGAGAGCGAGGAGAUCCCAUUCGUGUCCCCUGCAGAGCCACCGAUUUCUACUAAACUAACCGCAAUGGAGUUCCUCACACCGCAUGGUUCGCCAAUCCCUGUCUCGAACCUGACAGAAGAAAGUGCUAUACGUGUAACUCUACAUAACAAGAAGAUGGAGGUUUCGGGAAGGGUAAAUGUCACCCUGCGAUCGGAAGGAAGCGUGAACUUUAUGGUCAGAGCUGUUGAGACAGAGCCGAACGCUGGGCUCUUUAUCACCUUCAACUUCAGCUUGAGUGAAGGAAGCAGUAUGCCAGGCUCUGGAAAAGUCACCAUAAUUAUAUCAGAUGAGCAAACCGUCCACCAGUCCCAACACACUCAUGUUAAAGAGCUCAUUCUCGCCUCCUUCACUACUUCAGUGGAGGAAACGAUCUUCCUCGAACCAGUCUUAAACGGCUCCGCUAAGGACCUGUACGUGACUUUAAGGAGCAGCACAGGCGUGGACUUGUGUGUCUCGGUGUGUGUGUUCAGCUCUCUCUGCCAGUUCUUCGACAUGGAACGGAGACGCUGGAGCACAGGUGGACUGAGCGUGCUCAGUACGAGCAGCCCGGAUACUGCUCACUGCCUCACUGAGCAUCUCACACUUUUCGGAGCGAGUCUGUUUAUUCACCCGGACGCCAUUGUUUUUCUCGCACCAUCAGAUGUACCGAGAAGAAACAUGGUAGUAGGGAUAGUAUGUGGUAUUCUCCUCCUGAUUCAUCUACUGGUUGGUCUCAUUGCCCACAAACUAGACCAUCUGGAGAGCCUUCGUCUGAGCUGUGUCCCACUUUGUGGCCAAACGGGACGCUACCGUUAUCGGGUGCUGGUCAAAACUGGCUGGUACAGAGGGGCCGGAACCUCUGCUCAUGUAGGCAUUAGUCUGUAUGGUCUUAACAAAAGCGGUUCACGCCACCUACAAAGAGAAGGAGCCUUUCAAAGGAACGGUCUAGACGACUUUCAGGUAGAAACCGAUGUCAAUUUAGGCGAAAUCUGGAAAAUAUGCAUCUGGCAUGACAACACAGGUCUGGAGCCCCCGUGGUAUCUUCAGCAUGUGACAGUUUGGGACAUGCAGACGGAUAACAUGUUCUUCUUCCUGGUGGAUGACUGGCUGUCUGUGGAGAAUGAAAGGAACUCUGGUUUGGUUCAGAAAGUCGUGCUGGCUACGUGCCCCCCGGAGCUGCAGCAGUUCAGAAGGAUUUGGCGUGCCCAGCUUCUGUUCGGCCUGCAGGAUCAUCACCUCUGGCUGUCUCUUUGGGAACGUCCAGCUCACAGCACUUUUAGCCGAGCCCAGAGAGUGACCUGCUGCGCUCUAGUGCUACACCUUUACCUGGCAGCAGGGGCGGUGUGGUAUGGCUUAGCAACCUCAAGCAGCAGAGGUCCAGUGUCUGACCAGAUGCCAAUGACCCCAGAGAUCAUCCUGGUUGGAAUGACUAUUGCUGUUGUGAUGUUUCCUCUCCAAUCUCUCCUCACCUUCCUGUUCAGGAAGACCAAGAGCAAGGUCGCCAUGGAGCUCUGCCUUCCUCCUUCCCCCAUGUCUGAUAUCGUAGAGAUGGAUGUGUACCUCAGCCACCCAGUUAUCUCUUGUGCUUCCUUUAUGUCCAUGCCUACAGCCCAGGAGUCUUCAACACACACAGAAUCUUCCUUUGAGUCCUUGGAGAGCCCGAAACUGGAGUCGGAAUUUUGGACCAGAUCACACUUUGGGAGUGAAAGUCCUUGCUCUAGCGGAGUUGAGCAGUGGACAUCCAGCGACAGUAUUUUUGGUCUUGCUGAGUUGAUGGGACCCACACGGCUGCUGAAGAGAAAAAGAGCUCUUCUUCAGUUGCGACUGAAUUCUCCAGAUCGUUCAACCCCCGAACAGAGCAGUUCUUCAUAUCUGAAGAAAGAGCAGUCGACGUUCUUUGGUGAAUUGCCGCCUGCUUCUGCAGAUCCUUUCCUAUCCAGUGCUUCUUCAUCAGGGCCAAGUGGAUCCGAUAGCGGCCGAUAUUCACCCAAUGAAACUGCUUUAUCUGAUACACUGGAGAGUUCCUCUAGUGAGUGGAUGGACUUGAGCGUGGAGAAGUUGGAUUGCGAUGAAGGUCUUUAUAAAACCCACUGCUCCAUGUCCAUGUGUAGUGUGGCCAGUACUUUUCUCCCCAGUCUUCCCCCAGACUCCUUCAGCACCACCUCUAUCACACACAUAGGUGUGUCUCGCAGUGCACCAGGUCUGAUGCUUCCAUCUUGGGUGUUGGCUGUGACUUAUCUUCUUGUGGCUGUGCUCUUGGGAACAUGUCUGGUAUUGGUGGGCUUGUACGGGAGCACUUUCUCCAACUCGGUGCUCCUCAUGUGGCUCACAUCAGUUCUGUCAGCCUUCUUCACAUCACUUUUGAUCCUGGAGCCUCUUACGAUAUGUGUUCGGGCUAUGUAUCUUGCCGGUGUGGUAAAACCUGUAGACCCAGAGGUGGAGGAUCGGUUGGCUCAGGAGACCGUAGUGAUGAGGAUGGAGAAGGAUCAAGAUGUCGAUGUGCGUCCUCUUUGUGGUUACGGCUUGCUGCACGCUAAAGAAGAGGCUCGGAAAGUACGAAUUCUUAGGAAUCUCAUGAAGAACUGCCUGAUCUACUUGCUGUUCCUCUUAGUGGUUCUUCUGAUGAACUAUCAGGACAAUAUCCAGGAGACGAACAGCAGAUUGCUUCACUCUGCAGUCAAACGGUCGAUCAUCUCAGCUUUGCCAGGACAACCUAACCUCACAGCAUUAUCAGGGUGGACAGAAGUAUGGCAGUGGAUGGACAAAAUUUUAACAUCCCACCUCCACAAAAAUCCCUCCCUCUCCCUGAUUGGUCUUGCACGAAUACAAAGAGUGACAUCACCGAACUAUUGUGAAGAGGAUCCCGGAGACACACUGAAGCAUGUCCAGACAUUGAUGAGACAAAGACAUCAAAGCAACAGUACUACCUCCUUCUUCACCUGGCCAUGGUCCACAGCACAGUCAUGUGUCCUCACUGAGGCAGACGAAAUGUUGCUCGGAAACAGCAGUUUCUACACCACUCACAUCCUCUCAGACCUGAAACAAGCGCAGUGGAUCACCACAGAGACCCAGGCCAUGCUAGUUGAGUUCACUCAGUACCACAGGGGGACUGGGAUAUUCCUGCCUGUUUCCAUUCUGCUGGAGAAAACGCAGACUCAGCGGAUUCUCUCCACUGUCUCCAUCCAGCCUUUCCAUAUCCCAGGGUCCUUCUCUGGACUUGACUUAAGCAUCGGCAUUACGGCUCUACUGCUGAUAUUCUCUUUGUGUUUCCUGAGUGCUGAGGUUUGGAGGAUAUUCAGGGAGCGAGCUCAGUACCUCACCCAGGGCUGGCAUUUAUUCCAGCUCUUGGUGGCUUUACUGUCCUUCUCAGCAGCUUCACUGCGCUUUUGUUUCUUGUCCAUGGCUGCUGAGUGCCUUUCUGACCACGUCUCUCAGCCUGAGACCUUCACUGGAUUUCACAACAUCGCUGCUUUGGCUAAGAGUUCCUCGCAGCUCUCGGCUGUGUUACUGAUGUUUCUGGUUCCACAGAUGGCCGGUUCUCUGCAAUUCGUAAGAAGAUGGGUGAUUUUUGUCAGGGUUCUCCAUCAGGCAUGCUCUGAAAUCUGUGGCAUAACCCUCCUGUUUGUGCUUCUGCUGCUUCUCUUUUCCCACACAGGAUGCUUGCUUUUUUCGGCUUCAGUGGAAGGUUUUAGGACUGUAAGGCAAGCUAGUGAGUCCUUGUUGUGCUUGUUGAGAAAUCGAUUCGUUUUAAGGCAGCUAUCUGAGGAGCAUCCAGUGCUUGGGCCCAUAUUCUGUCUCGCUGUGUUUGGUCUGGGGUUCUGGCUCCUUGGGCGUCUAUGUGGAGCCGUAUUACUCCAGAGGUACAAGAAUAUCCAAGCAGAAAUGUACCGGCCAUCCAUGGAACCUCAGGAUUACGAGAUGGUCGAGUUUCUUAUCAAGAGGCUCAAGCUAUGGAUGGGGCUGAGCAAGAUAAAAGAGUUCAGGCACCGUGUAAAGUUUGAGGGCAUGGAGUCACCGCCUUCUAGAUCGUCCCAGUUCUCCAGUAUCUCCCCACCUGUAAGUCCUCCAAGGCCUCGUCUAGUGUCUGCGUCCUCUCAGGUCUCAGAGUCUUCCACUAUCUCAGAGAGCCAUGAGGUCCAGCAAUACCUUGAUCGCUUGCUGCCCUCUGUGGACAAUCUUCUUGCCAGUUUUGACCGUGUCAAUCAACUGACAAAUGACAUCUUGAACAUUGAGGAGCAGCUUCAGGAAAUCCUAAGCAGAAUUGUCCAAAAAAGAAGGAAGCACAAUCAGCCAAAACCACAGAUGUCUCCAGCCACAAAACUGGCCAGACCUAGCCAAACUUCCCUUCCAAUGUCACUGAAGGCUCUCCGGCCUUCCAAUGAUGGUAUCCCCCAAGCCCCCUCUAAUCGCCGUGCUACCCACUCUGAGUCAUCUCUGAUGGCACCUUCUGCUCACCUCACAAAUUAUCCACGAGUAGCAGGAACGCAGAAAUCUCAGACAGUAGACCAAGAAAUUAGAGGUUUCCCUAGACGGAGAGCUUGGCACUCAGGAUCUUGUCACUCUGCAGAUACUAUUCAAAGGUUUGCUAAGUCUCAAAGCCCUGGAGCCAUUCCUGUAAGACCUCACAGUGAAGAAAGUGAUUGGACAGCAGCAAGUGGGGGCAUGCCAAUUAAAAAGAAAGCCUGGCACACUGAUUCUUUUGAAAUAGAAAAGGGCUAGGUCUGUCUUGUGUGUGCUACUGGUACAUUUAGUAAAGUUAAUUGAUUAGGUUAUGAAGUUUUAUGUUCUUUAAAUGAAUGGCAUAUGCACUAGCUUGGAAUGUACAGUAAAUAGCAAGUCAACCUUUAAGCAGGGACGAUCUUUUUAGGGUGCCUUAGCUAACUUGUUCUGGUACUACAUACCUUGUUUUUACACCUCAAAAUGUUAAAGCACUUUGAUAAUUGUACCACAAACGUAUCUAAAUUAACUUAAAGGACUCUUCAUGAAAGUGCUACCCAGACUCUGGAGAAGCCCUGAGGGAGACCCAGGAAGCUGUGGACUGAAUUAUUAAAUGGACUUCAAUGUUCUUUUACUUCCAUACACAUUUCAUGAUUUUUAAUGGUUGUUCCCAUAAAAGAAAUUAACACACAGAUUCUUGAAUAAACAUUUAAAUCAAUGCUGGGAUGAUAUUUACACAGGGAACAUCUGGAUCCCAGUAGGCAGGAGCUGAUGCAGAAUCAUUGGCCUGUAGAAUUUUUCAUGUCUGUCUUAAUUUAUAUCUUGGUGCAUUUUAAACAAUAAAUAUAUAAAAAUCUG
Messenger RNA from Silurus meridionalis, 12630 nucleotides. RefSeq names its product polycystic kidney disease 1b (gene pkd1b). The transcript has 42 exons. Gene Ontology annotation, molecular function: protein binding. Lineage: Eukaryota; Metazoa; Chordata; Actinopteri; Siluriformes; Siluridae. Bases 1 to 12054 code for a protein of 4017 amino acids. Gene Ontology annotation, biological process: kidney development. Gene Ontology annotation, cellular component: membrane. The record is from RefSeq and is a predicted model, not a curated record.